Messenger RNA from Miscanthus lutarioriparius, 2334 nucleotides. Lineage: Eukaryota; Viridiplantae; Streptophyta; Magnoliopsida; Poales; Poaceae. The record is from the annotation of a GenBank genome assembly.
AUGGUGUCUGCCGUUGAAGAGCUUAGUGGGUUAACCUCAAAAGAACUUGGGGAGAUGCUGAAGGAGUCAGACAACUUUGUUUUGCGGUCCAAGACAGAAGACGGAGGUCCAAAGCAGGUGGACAUGGAAAAACUUGUGUCCUCGCUUCCUCUUCAUCUCCUUGCUGUAUGUUUGGAACUUGGGCAAGGCCCGGACUUGACAUAUGUGCUUCGUGGCAUGCGCUUUUUGCAUAGUUUGUCUGAUCUAGCAUCCCGCCAUGCUAGACUGGAGCAGGUUCUUCUUGACGAUGUCAAAUUAUCCGAACAAGUGAUGGACCUGAUAUUCUUCCUACUUUCUAUUCUUGCUGAACAGAAGAAGGAGAAUAAUGAUGGCACUUCUCCGCUUGUGCAUGCGUCACUUGUAGCAGCUAGUCUUCAUCUGUUGACAAGUUACUUCUCUUCCCAGUGGCAUGAACUUGUCCAUAUUCUGCUUGCACAUCCAAAGGUUGAUAUCUUUAUGGAUGUGGCCUUUGAUAGUUUGCAUGAAGAUGUGAGGCUGUUAAAUAUCAGAUUAUCAUCAAUGGGCUCUGGUUCCUUUCAUGUUGGUUCUUUGGAAUGUCGUCGUGCUCACUUCAUCUGCCAACAGUGUGAAGCAUCACUGCAAUUUCUCUUGUUGUUGUGCCAGCAAAAGCUGUUUCGAGAUCGGAUUUUAAAAAAUAAGGAACUCUCUAGAAAUGGAGGCAUACUGUCACUUUCUCACACUAUACUGAAGUUAGUUGUCCCUGAAUGUUUGAAGCAAUCAACCGAUCUUGUUGCUUCUAUUUCCAGGCUCAAGGCAAAGAUACUUUCUAUUCUGUUGCAACUUUGUGAGGCUGAAAGUGUCUCUUACCUCGAUGAAGUUGCCACUAACCCAAACAGCAGGCGGCUAGGGCAAACCUUGGCUCUAGAGGUUCUUAAUUUGCUGAAGAUUGCAUUUGGAAGAAAACAAAACAUAAAUUCUGAUUCUCAUGAUAAGGGUCCGUUUUUAACCCAGAUUUUAGCAACUCCUCAUGAGGAAUUUGUUUCAAGUUGGUGCUCUGUCAACGCAUUACCAGCAAUUGAGGAAGAUGCAAGUCUAGAUUAUGAUCCUUUUGGUGCAUCUGAGGUGGCGCUUGAUUUUUCUGAUAAGCUACAAUCUUGGUGUAAAUCACAAGUUGAGCAAGUUGCAGUAAAGGUGGGACAAAAUGAUACUCCACCAGAAAGCACGGAGGACAUUCACCCAGUGCAGCAGCCCUUGCUAACACGGACAAGCACUCCAGACUCCAAAAUGAAUAACCUUCCAAAGGAUGUGCAGAACAUGGAAGUGUCUACACCAAUACCUCCAAUAAAUCCAGAGGGAAAUGAUAAGGAUGGGACUCCAAAGAACAGUGUCUCUAGAAAUGGUGGUUUCCUGCAGAAUGCAGUUGGUCAAAACCUAGUCCAUCUUGGCGUUGCAAGAACAGUCAGUGGUGGCUCUUCGGUUGUCGCUUCCAGUGUUAGCACUGGACACCAGCGCAGUAAAAUGGAUCUUGAUCCAGCAUCCAGCAGUGUGGAUAAUUUCAAAACACCAGAACUCACAAAAGAAAAUGGUCUCCAGGAGGAUGAGAAAGGAGAGAGUAGUAUGUAUGAUGAGAGGCAACCUAAGAGAAGGAAGCGGACCCUUAUGAAUAAUGAGCAAAUAGAUGAAUUAGAGAAGGCUCUAGUAGAUGAGCCUGAGAUGCACAAGAACACUGUUCUAUUGCAGAGUUGGUCAGAGAAGUUAAGUCUGCAGGGCCCAGAGAUCACAGCAUCACAACUUAAAAACUGGUUGAACAAUCGGAAAGCUAAGCUUGCUCGCAUUGCAAAAGAAAGAGGACCAUUUGAGGCGGAGAAUGCUGAUAAGCCAUCUACACCAACUACUCUCCAACUUGGCGAGUCUUCUGAAAGUGCCGGAGAGGACAACUAUCUACCCCCUGCGAGGGUGAUGAACGCUCUAUCCAAAGGCAGACUGGUGAGCCCGGACAGCAAUGAGCAAACAUCGCAGGCAGAGUUAUCCCCGAACACAAUGCUGGUCCGCCCAUUCACGAGAUCCUUCUCACUGGAGCCUGGCCGCCUCGUCUCGCUAGUUGACAGCGACGGGAAGGAGGUUGGCAGGGGCAAGGUCUUCCAAACACCAGGGAAGAGCCCGGCGGAGAGCCGCGUCUGCAUGGUCGACGUCACUGAGCUCAGGACCGAGAGGUGGAGGGAGCUCCCACACCCUUCUGAGGCAUCUGGGAGGACGUUCCAGGAGGCAGAGGCGAGGAAUGGUGGCAUCAUGAGGGUCUCUUGGGACGUCGUCAGGCUGUCGCCUGCAGUGUAG